AUGAAAUAAUAGAAUUUGUUUACGUGUUAAGAUAUUGCACAUGAAGGAGAAGUUAUAUAAGGAUUUUGUUUAAAUUUGGAAUGCUAAGAUUCAAAAUCUUAGUUUUGUCUUUAAUGUGGAUUAGAUCCUAAAAAACAUACUAAUUGUAAGAAAGAUCUAAAAGGAUUUGGUUUAAUUUAGAGUUUUAUCACUAAAUUCAAUUAGUAUAUACUUGAUUUGACUAUCUAAUUAAAUUAAUCUUAUUCAUCAAUCAAAACAAAAUAUGAAGAAUUCAUAAAAUAAUUGGAUAAUAUGAAAAAAUAAUUACUUAAGAUAUCUGAUGAUUUAAAUUAAUAAGAUUAUAAAUAAAUCAAAGAUAAUUUGUAAAUGAUAAAGGAAUGGUAUUAAUAUUCAAACAAUCAAGAAGAGAUCAUGAAGUAGAAUUAAAUUGGUAUUUUUUGAUUAAUAAUAUUUAAAGGAACUUAAUUACUUAGUAUAAAAAAAAUGAUUCAAACUUUAGAUUUUGACAAUAAAUAAUAAUAAUAAUAAUAAAUUAAAAGUAUAUAUCAAGAUAAUCAAAUAACACUUGAAUAAGGUAUUUAAUUUAUUCAAAAUUAUAUUAGGAAUAGAAUUACUAAAUUAACAAAAAUGGUAGGAAGCUAAUCAAAAAAUAAAUGAAUAUUUAAAAUUACUAGAGAAACAAUCAUCAUUUGCAACAUUUUUUUAAGGUAAUUACAAAUUAUAUAUAUAAUUAAUUAAGGUAUUUCUUUAAUUGAAAUGAAUCAAAAUGGAAAAGGAAUUAUAAUGAGAGAAUAAGCCAAGAAGAUUAAUAAUAACUUAUAUAAAGAUAUAUUGGAUUAUUCAGAUUUGGAACUUAAGAAAAAUCCAAAAAAUAAAUUUAUUUUAAUUGCAAAAAGUUAAUAUAUUUAAUUAUUUUUAUAGGCUAUGCAUUAGAUGAUGAAAAGAAAUAUCAAUUAGCCAUUGAGUAAUGCGAAAGGGUUUUAAUAGAAGAACCUAAACAUCUUCAUGCAUUGUAUAGAAAAAGUAAACAUUUAUUUAUUAAUAGGUUUUACUUUAUACAAUUUGAAGGAAAACUCAUAAGCGAUGUAAUGUAUUGAUAUAGCUUUAAAUUAUGAUUCUAAAUAUAUUGUUGGAUAUAACAUAAAGGGUAAUUUAUUAGAUUAUGAUUGUAAUAGGUAAUUCAUUAAAUAAUCUUGGGAAAUAUAAUGAUGCUAUAGUUUGUUUUGACAAGGCAAUCCAACUGGAUCCUAAUUUUGCAUUGGCUUAUUAUAAUAAGGGUUAAUUAUUUUUUAUUUUAUAGGUGCUUUACUAUCUCAAUUGAAAAAGUAUUAAUAAGCUAUCGAGAAUUACUAGCAAGCACUUGUUUAUUGCAAAGAAGACCAAAAUGAAUUUAAUAAAUUAAUUAUGGAAUUAAGAUUUAAGAAAUGA
This is a messenger RNA of Paramecium pentaurelia, 1428 nucleotides long. The record is from the annotation of a GenBank genome assembly. NCBI's taxonomy places the organism in Eukaryota, Ciliophora, Oligohymenophorea, Peniculida, Parameciidae.